Messenger RNA from Monoraphidium neglectum, 195 nucleotides. RefSeq lists its product as hypothetical. Lineage: Eukaryota; Viridiplantae; Chlorophyta; Chlorophyceae; Sphaeropleales; Selenastraceae. Gene Ontology annotation, molecular function: protein binding. The annotation marks the transcript as partial. The transcript has a single exon. The record is from RefSeq and is a predicted model, not a curated record.
GGCAUCGUGCCGCGCGAGCCCAGCGUGCUGUUUACUCUGGGCCGCGUGCACAAGCGCCUGGGGGACCCCGACAGCGCCCUCGCGGCCCUCAACGGCGCCCUGGACCUCGCGCCCAGCAGCGCGGACGCGGCCGCCAUCAAGGCCGCCAUAGACCGCCUGCACGCCGCGGACGACGCCGAGGAGGAAGGCGUGUGA